Fusarium vanettenii 77-13-4 is the source of this 612-nucleotide messenger RNA. RefSeq lists its product as uncharacterized. The transcript has a single exon. The record is from RefSeq and is a predicted model, not a curated record. Lineage: Eukaryota; Fungi; Ascomycota; Sordariomycetes; Hypocreales; Nectriaceae. Bases 1 to 612 code for a protein of 203 amino acids.
AUGAACCUCGACCAACAAUUGACAGCCGUCUCGAGAACCGUCGAAAGGACCACUCUCGAAUCUGGAGAUGAAGGACGCAUCAUCACCAUCAGCCAGACUUUCGACAUUGAUGCGCCGACUCUGUGGGAAACCUGCACGAAGCCAGACAAGAUCAAGCAGUUCUUCUCUCCAGUCUCAGGCAAUCUCUCCGUCAACGGUCGCUUCCAGGUCGAGAACAACGCCAGCGGUAUCAUCGAGAAGUGUGUUCCACCUUCCAACUUCCGUAUGUCUUGGGAGUUUGGCGGCAGCACCAGCUGGGUCGAGGUCUGCAUCCGCAAAGUCAGCGAGACUCAGUCUCGCCUCGAGCUAUCGCACACGGCACCCGUCGACAAGCAUUGGGAAGAGUAUGGUGCUGGAGCAGGUGGCGUUGGUUGGGAAAUGUCGUUUGCUGGACUGGCGUAUCAUCUCAAGGGCGUCAAGGUCAGACCGGAGUGGUUCGGCCAGGACGAGACAAAGACAUACUUGGCCAAGUGUAGCGAGGCUUGGGGAGGGGCUGCCGUGCUCGGAGGCGAGGAUCCAGAGGUUGUAAAGGAGAGGGUUGAGCGGACUACUGGUUUUUAUGUGCCUGGUUGA